This is a messenger RNA of Ahaetulla prasina, 5104 nucleotides long. RefSeq names its product integrin subunit alpha 7 (gene ITGA7). The record is from RefSeq and is a predicted model, not a curated record. NCBI's taxonomy places the organism in Eukaryota, Metazoa, Chordata, Lepidosauria, Squamata, Colubridae. Gene Ontology annotation, molecular function: integrin binding. Bases 314 to 3739 code for a protein of 1141 amino acids. Gene Ontology annotation, cellular component: external side of plasma membrane; integrin complex. Gene Ontology annotation, biological process: cell-matrix adhesion; cell adhesion mediated by integrin; leukocyte migration. The transcript is spliced from 26 exons.
GCGGGGGCGUGUUUGUUGUGGGAGCGCGGGGCUCCGCCCAGCGGCACUCCAGAAUGGAUGAGGGAAAGUAGAGCCCGCAAGCGGGCGGGCGAGCGAGGUUGCCUCGCCUCGGGAGUUUGGUUACGCGCCGAGCUUGGCCGGCCUUCGGGCAGCGCAGAGGGCGAGCCAAGGCCCGUGACUGAGGCGGACAGCUGGCAGCACAGCCUCUCCGAAGGGAACGGCGGGCUGCGAAGGUCUUUGGAGCCGCGGUGGCUCUCGCCCGGCUUUGCCUUGCAGUUGCAGUACUGCUGCUGCUGCUGCGACGCUUCGCAGGAUGUCUGGGGCGCUGGACUUUCGCCUCUUGUGCCUCAUCCUCUUCAGCCUUUGCCUCUGGGACAAUGCCGCCUUCAACCUGGAUGUCGCCGAGCCCGUCGUCAAGCGGGGAGAGAACGGCAGCUUCUUUGGCUUCUCCGUGGCGUUGCACCAGCAGCUCAGUCCGCAGCCCAUCGGCUGGCUGUUGGUGGGAGCGCCACAGGCUACCGCUUUGCCUGAUCAACAGGCCCAAAGAACGGGUGGCUUAUAUGCCUGUCCUUUGACCUACGAAACUAAGGACUGUGAGCGCGUGCCCAUUGAUGAUGGAGUUGACCUGAAGAAGGAGAGCAAGGAGAACCAGUGGCUGGGUGUUACUGUCAACAGCCAAGGCCCCGGAGGAAAGAUUGUGACCUGCGCUCACUUAUAUGAAGCACGCAACCGUGUGAAUGAGUCUCUGGAGACGAGGCACGUGAUUGGCCGUUGUUACGUACUCAGCGAAGGUCUGGAAGUGGCCGAUGAACUGGAUGGUGGCGAGUGGAAAUUCUGUCAAGGGCGCGAACAGGGGCACGAACGCUUUGGUUACUGCCAGCAGGGAAUAGCCACGGGCUUCACUGCAGAUAGGCAUUACAUCCUCUUUGGGGCACCUGGCACAUACAACUGGAAGGGGACCAUACGGGCAGAGCUGAGUGUCUUGGAUUUCAGUCACUACGACGAUGGGCCGUAUGAAGCCGGGGGAGAAAAGGACCAGGACCCCUCGCUCAUCCCCUUGCCAGCUCACAGCUACCUCGGGAUAUUGUUUGUGACAAACAUUGAUAGCUCAGACCCUGAUCAGUUGGUCUAUAAAACGCCAGAUACCAGCGAACGGGUCCCCGGGACUGUUGGAGACGUAGCCCAGAAUAGCUACUUAGGCUUUUCUAUAGACUCUGGAGUGGGGAUAACCAGGAAGAAUGAGCUGAGCUUUGUAACAGGGGCACCCCGAGCAAAUCACAUUGGAUCCGUGGUGAUCCUGCAUCAAGACAACGUUAACCGCUUAGUGCCUGAGGUUAUCCUCUCAGGAGAGAAGCUGGCUUCGUCCUUUGGCUACUCUCUGGCUGUAGUAGAUCUCAAUCAUGAUGGAUGGAUGGACUUGGUGGUUGGAGCACCAAACUUCUUCGAUCGAAAGGAAAGAAUCGGGGGUGCCGUCUACGUUUACAUCAACCAGGCAGGGCGCUGGGAAAACAUCCUCCCCAUUCGCCUCAAUGGCACCUCAGACUCCCUGUUUGGCAUCACAGUGGGUGCCAUUGGGGAUCUCAACCAAGAUGGUUUUCAAGACUUUGCGGUUGGAGCACCUCUGGAUGGUGAUGGGAAAGUCUACAUCUACCAUGGCAGUAACUUGGGAAUUGUGACAAAACCUGCUCAGAUCCUGACCGGGGAGAGUGUUGGCAUCAAGAUGUUUGGCUAUUCCUUUUCUGGAGGGCUGGAUAUUGAUGGCAACUUUUAUCCAGAUCUCCUAGUGGGCUCGCUGUCCGACACAGUAGUAUUGUACAGAUCCAGACCUGUCAUCCAUAUUUCCAGAAAUAUCACUGCCAACCCCCAAAACGUCGACCUGGAGAAUGUUAACUGCCGCUAUAUGGAGGGCAUCUGUGUGGAAAUACAAGCCUGUUUCAGCUAUACAGCCAACCCUUCAAGCUAUAGCCCACCCAUCAGACUUGAAUACAGUUUUGAGGCUGAUGGUGACCGCCGGCAACAAGGAAAAAGUUCUAGAGUCUUUUUCCGAUAUCAGAAGGCCAAAGACCUUGAGCAUCAGUACUCUGGAAUACUGGAGCUGCCCAAACAACAAUCAAAGGCUUGCACAAAGGCCACACUGCAGCUGAAGGAGCAAGUCCGGGACAAGCUCCAUCCCAUUGUUGUGACGAUGACCUACAACAUCAAGCAUGGCCGCAGCAGACGCCAGAUCCCAGGGACUACCCUGGGGCCCCUCUUGCCUGUACUGAAUGCCGUGCCACACAACUCUCAGAGGAUUGAGGUCAAUUUCCUCAAGCAAGGAUGCGGGGAGGAUAAAAUCUGCCAAAGCAACCUGCAGCUGAAAUACAAGUUCCACUCCCGUGUUGAUGAUGCUGUAUUCCAACCUCUACCCAGAGGUGAUGACGGCUUGGAUGUUUUUUCUAUGAGUGAUCAGAAAGGCAUAGCCCUUGGAAUCUCGAUCACCAACUUUCCUUCAGACGCUGCCGAGCCGCAGCGGGAUGGCGAUGAUGCCCAUGAAGCCAUGCUGCUUAUCUCACUGCCAUCUACUUUGACCUAUGCUAGUCUGCGGCACUACAAUGCAACGGAGAAGAUCCCAAUCCGUGUGUCUACCCAAAAUGCUACAUAUGUGGAAUGCGAACUUGGCAACCCCAUGAAACGUGGAGCACAGUUUCGGUUCUACCUUGUUCUGGGUACCUCAGGCAUUACCUUGGAGACCACAGAACUGGAAGUAAACCUAGAAUUGACCACGAUCUCCGAACAGCCUGCGUUGGCCCCAGUGGCAGCUCGAGCCCGAGUGAUCAUGGAGCUACCUCUCUCAAUUACUGGACUGCCCGAACCAAAGCAACUCUUCUUCAGUGGGGUGGUCCGGGGCGAAAGCGCCAUGAAGAAGGAAAGUGAUGUGGGCAGCCCGGUGAGCUUCAAUGUGACGGUCUCGAACAGAGGCCAAUCCUUGAGCACCCUGGGCUCUGCCUUCCUCUACCUCAUGUGGCCCUAUGAAAUUUCAAAUGGAAAAUGGCUUCUUUAUCCCCUUAAGAUGGAGUUAUUGAGCCAUUCCCAGCAUCGUUCAACCUGCACCCCUAAUCCUAACCCCCUGGGCCUGGCUCUGGAACCACCUCCUCAACGAAGGAAGAAACGUGAGACUGAGCAGGCAGAAAUGUCUAGCCCCUCACUGACUUAUUGGAAAGGACGAAAAAAUGCUACCUUAGACUGUGUGUUGGGCACUGCUCGAUGUCUGCUAUACAAAUGCCCCCUCUACAGUUUUGAGCGUUCAGCUGUGCUCACCAUCUGGGCCCGUCUCUGGAACAGCACCUUCCUGGAGGAAUUUGCUCAUAUGACAUCAGUGGAGGUGAUUGUUCGUGCCAACAUCUCAGUGAGCUCCACUAUUCGCAACCUGGUCCUAAGAGAUGCCACGACCCAGAUUCCAGUGACUGUCUACUUGGAUCCUGUUGUGGCCUUGACACGAGGUGUGCCCUGGUGGAUUAUCCUCAUUGCAGUACUAGCUGGAAUCCUAGUCCUGGGCCUGUUAGUCUCCAUCUUAUGGAAGCUUGGCUUCUUCAAACGUGCCCACUAUGAGAAAGCCAAGCUACCCCAGUACCAUGCAAUCAAGAUUCCCCGCCAGGAGCGCCAGCUUUUUCAUGAGGAGAAGACAGGCACCAUCACCAAGAAAGACUGGGUCACUAGCUGGAGUGGAGACAGUGAUGGCCACGUUCCCGUUUCAACCUAGUCACUUCCCUCUUCUUGCAUGUUCCUGGCGAUAAGAAGGCUGCUUCGUAAGGAGGGACCUUUUAGUGGCACCAGCCGAGCUCACUGGAGCUGUGCUCUUGGCGUGCUUUUCUCUCUACGUGUUGUGUAGGCACCGGAUGACCCUUUAAGCGGAGGUACAGCAGACACUUGGGGGAACUGAUGCUUAACGGUGGAAGUUGUGCCGAUGGAUUUGACAAGGCCAAACCUUUGAAGAGUUUUUACUUCCAGGGAUUUUGAAUUUUCUUGUAAAGCUGAGCAGUAUCUGAUGAGGAAAAAAAAAAGAGCCAGCAUCUAUCUGAAGAAAUGCUCUCUCGGUCAUCAGCCAGGGUGAAAAGACCAAUGAACUGCGCACCCUGAUGUUGAGAGCUGGAACUGCAUCUACCUUUGGGUAUGUGGGCCAUCAAGUCGACCUUGACUCUAAGGACAAGUCUCCGCAGUUUUCUUGGCAACAUUUUCAGAAGUGACUUACCGGUACCAUUUUUCUACAGCCGGGGACACCACUGCAAGAACAGCAGGAAUAUGUUGCAGGAUUUGGUCCUUUGAAAAUGAGAAGUGGGUUGCUUGAGCAGCAUAAAGGGACUCAAAGCCUCUCUAUGUGUGUAUGUGUGGUUGUGUGUGGUUGUGUGUGUGUGUGUGUGUGUGUGUAUGCUUGCGCACGGGUGUAUGCGCAUGCAGAGGAUGAGUGAGUGACAGAAACUGCCUUCUUUUGAGCAUGAUUGCUGCCUUCCUGCCAUCUUUUUAGUAGUUUUCAUUGUCUUAAUUCAUAUUAGAAGCACUAGAAGAAUAGUCAGUUGAAUGUGAUAGGACAGGCUUUCAGUAUCAAAGGUUCUUAUUACUAUGUUUAAAGGCAAUACUAAAAUAUCUCUUGGUUGCUUGUCUUCUUCCCCGAAAAAGGCCCAUCCCUAUCCAAUCAAUAGAUGUCUGUCUGAUUUCUAUCUCUGUCAUAAACAAACACACAUAUACUCACAUCUCUCUACCCAUUGAUUUCCUUCCUUCCUUCCUCUCCUUUCCCCUUUCCUUUCCUUUCCCAUCAGAACACAGCAACCUACCUCAUCAAUUUACUGUGAGGCUAGAGCUGAUAAGCAAUACUUAUCAGAAAGGUCAGAUGAAUUUUGAAUAGCAGAACUAACCAAGUUCAAUGGAAAGUCAUACCCUCCCAAAAUAAAGCCCAAUUCUAGCAAUUACUAUGCCUGCUCAUCUGCACUGCCUUUCUGGCCUUUAUGCUUAAUGGAGAUGCAAAACCAUUUUUAUGCCACAAAAAACCAAAAAAGAUAAAAGAAGAAUGCUGCAUGUGAUAGAGGCUGGCUUCUCAUCAAAAUUAUUAAAUGGCUUCACUACUUUAGAA